This is a messenger RNA of Porites evermanni, 5160 nucleotides long. The record is from the annotation of a GenBank genome assembly. Lineage: Eukaryota; Metazoa; Cnidaria; Anthozoa; Scleractinia; Poritidae.
AUGUUAAAAUCUAACAUCAGCCUUGUGAAAAAGAAUGAAUCAUGGGUCCCAAGGAAAGAGCAACAAAUUGCUGCCAUAGAAAAACAUGGCUACACUUUAGGCAAAACUCUUGGAGAGGGAGCUUACGCUAAAGUCAAAUUAGCUGACUCCAAAAAACACAACUGCAAAGUAGCCAUCAAAGUCAUUAACAAGAGAAGAGCGCCCAAGGAUUUUCUAAAAAAGUUCCUGCCUCGUGAAGUCCACCUGAUGCAUCGCUUGAAUCAUCCCAACGUAGUGAGUAAAAUGAGAAAUAUUUUUCUCCAAGAGAUGAUAACUAAGAUAGUAGAACGUAUUCAAUCAUUCCAAAAUUUUUUACCCGUUUAUUUUGUCUCAUCGCUAUUUUUAACUGUGGGUUCGAUCGGGUAAACUACACUAGCCUGUUCCAGGCGUUUAGAUAGUAGGGAGGCGUUAAGAAAAGUGAGCAAGAAAAAACAGCGACUCCACCACUUCCUUUCUUCCGCUUACCCCCCACCCCGACCCCUCUGAUCUCCAUUUCGAACCACUCUCCACUACCUGAAAGCCUUGAACUGUGCAUGAAAUAAAACCAGGAACACUGGAACAGAGUCGGAAUACCUAACAUUAAAAAUACGUCAAGACUGAGAUAAGAAAAGAGAACAUCAGUGUUUCUCCUGAUGAUAGAUAGGUUUACUAUUUGUCUCUUUUACCUAUUAUCAGUUCUCUGAAGUGUUCGAGAGUGUUCCCUUGUUCCGGUGUUUCGGAUCUCGCCCAAUGUGAGGGGAUCCGUAUUUUUGCCUGGGGAAACUGGAAUAUUGGGCUUUGGACUCCGGAAUACAACUCAAGGAAUCCGGAAUCCCAGUAACAUGAUGGCUUAACUAUAAGAAGACUCAUUCACUACAUUGCGAAACACUGUUUUCUGUCUUUUAUAAAGGGGUAGUUUCGUCGGAAUCUACGAAUUGAACGCGUGUGUUUUUCUUGCAGAUCAAACUACAUGAGGUCGUGGAAACGUCAACCAAAGUGUACAUCAUUUUACAGUUAGCAUCCAAAGGGGAUUUACUAGAAUACAUUAACAACAAAGCUACGCUGAGCGAAGACGAAGUGCGCGUACUGUUUUGUCAGCUUGCCGCUGCCAUGGCAUACUGUCAUAAGGAGCACGUGGUUCACAGAGAUUUGAAAUGUGAAAACAUUCUGAUUGAUGGCGAAGGAAAACUAAAAGUGACAGGUAAAAAUAAAAUAAAAUACUGAGAUGUGAACUGUGCGUUCAUUUAGCAAAUGAUAUGAAUGAUUUUGUGAAUCGAGUUUACUGAAAAUAAAGUGUAGACUAACAGUUGAGCGCGUGGAACAUCGCAUGAGCAUGCCCUCCCCACAGAAGGCUACUUUGUGUGCUCUCACCUAUACCGAGUACCCGAGAGGGUACUAAGAAAGGUUUUAUACGGGUAGACUCCGCCAGCGUGGUCUAACCCCUUACCCUUAUAUGUACCAUUUUUGACAGACAAGGUACCCCUUUAUAAUUAGUAUACCUCCUAUUGCCAAAUAGUACCCCUUUCACAUAUCAUUUUAUCCAUUUCAACUGCUGUAAAUGUCUUUGAAAUAUGAAUAAAUAUGUCGACUUCAACUGCCAUAAAAUCCUUUAGUAGCCCUUUUAAGUCAUUUUAUAGACCGAAAUGACAGAUUUCCGUACCGGCUUUUAUAUACUUCGACUGCAACCUCUGCCCUGGGAGCGAGGUUGACCUCGACUGGUGAAAUCCCGACCCAUUCAUAUACCUGCAGCUUGAAAAAGGUACACCUUUCGGACGGGACCUCCCCGUAUAGGCCAUGCCAUUAUAGGAAGUACCCCUUGGGACCGAGUAUUGCUCGCUCAAAUCUCUUUGUCAGUUUAUAUCCUUAACAAAAGAAAUCAUGAUCUCAGUUGAGUAGGGGAACGCUAUUGCAUUAGCAGUUUAAGAACAAGUCAGUAGGGAAAAUCCAAAGAAUACCCGUUUAUGCCUUUCACUUGGAUUUCAGACUUUGGUUUUGCAAUAAGUACGAUCAAAAAUCGUCUGCUGGAGACGUUCUGUGGUUCGUACGCCUACUGCUGUCCCCAGAUCCUCAGAGGAGAGCCAUACGACGGUAAAAAAGCGGACGUGUGGAGCAUGGGAGUGGUUUUGUAUGCAAUGGCCUGCGCAAGGCUGCCGUUUAGCGACGAAGAUAUGCGUGCUUUAGCUAAACAGGGCUACCAGGGCAAGGUCAAGUUUUCCAAGAGAGUCAGUAAGGGUAUGUGGAUAAAAAGCAGUGGCGGAUCCAGAAAAAAAAAAACAUUUUUUCGGACCUUCGGGCCUCAGUUUGGUCUAAAAAUAAGGGGAGUCCGGGCCCCUCGGCCCCUCCCCUCGAUUCGCCACUGAAAAGUAAGAAUUGUUUGGAAUAAGGGAAAAUAAUCUAAAAGCAAUUCAAAUUCAUAACGUACAACACUCAGAAAACUUACUUCUUAACAACGUGGUUCAUGGGUGGGUCUGGUCAAAUUUCAGGACUUCAUCCAAAGGUUUUAAAUCACUCGUAUAGCUCAGAAUGCUAAACACAAACAGGACCUCAGUUACGAGGGGAUUGCUUACCGUCUAUCAGUGGUCUUUGACGAUUGUUGAUCCAUAGACUGAAAUGCUAGCUUCCUCCAGACGACCUUACGCAGAAAAAUGCUAUAGUGCUGUAAGUCACUCCCAAGCUUAGGAGUUGUCACUUGAAUCAUCGCAUCAAAAUGUUCGUCUAUCUUUAAAAAGCACUCAAUAUUUUCAGGCUCCUCGUGACUUUUAUCCGCACCUUUUACAAGUUUUUUCAAAAAAUAAUUGAAUUUGAGAAAAUCUGUUUUCCAUGCAGAGGAAAAUGCUGGACUUUUCUUGCGUGAAGGUGAUAAAUUUACUCAGAGACCACAAUACUGACCUCUUUGUCUCCUUCUUUGCCAUAGAAUGUCGCGACUUAGUCCGCAAUAUGCUAAAUGUGGACCAAAAUGAACGGUUCUCUGCGGAGCAGGUAUUUCGAAGCGCCUGGUGCAUGAAGGCCCUCAAGGAGAAUCCUGAUCUGCGGUACCUCGAUGAAAAUCUUCAUCUAGCUUCCUUUCGUAAGCCUUCAGAAUGUGUUCCUCAAGAAAAAGAUGAAAUUGGUAGGUAUAACUUUAAUAAAAUUGGUUUGUUAUUAAGGCCGCUGAAGGCAGCCUCGAGGACAGUGCGCUCGUCUCCGUUUUCCAACGGGGUCUAAGCCCAAGUCCGCAUUCGUUUAUUGUCUCCAUCAUUUUUAGGUGAAGGCAAGUACUGGCUGAACAAGGCUCUAAGAGACGAACGCACUGUCUACGAGGCUGCGUUCAACUGCCUUAACAACAAACCAGAUUUGGGCUUUGGAUGAGCUAGGACUGAUAGGAUCUUAUUUUGGUGCGUUUUUUAGGAUACCAUAUAAAUUUCAGACGUUCUUAAAUAACAUUUGAAAAUGGAAGUCCUGAAUGACUUUCACGUGAUGUGAGGAGGCCAAGGAUGGCAGGGUAGUGGGGGGGGGGGGGGGGGGGGGGAGAGACCAAAAAAUUUUAAAAAAAAACAAGAAUUUACUUUUUUGGGGAGUUUUUUCUUUUACACCUAUGUCGCCGGGGGUGUGUUGUAUUUCGAUGCAGGGGCGCAUCGCUGUUUUUUUACCUGCAAAGGAAAGAAACGCGCUGACCUCGCAUCAAAACUCCCAAUGGUCAACAGUGCAAUGAAAUCAUAGUUUGGGUGUAUUGGAAUAGGUAAAGUUUAGUGAUUUUUUUUUGUUUGAUGGUAGCACGAACAGUAAACAUCAUUAGUUUUUUAAAAAAAAAAAUUAACGGAUGGGGUUGGCAAGGUAUAUGAGGUGGGGGGGGGGGAAAGAGGGGGGGGGGGGGUGGGGGGGGGGGGGGGGGGACAGAGCAUACAAAUUUUCAGCCAAACACUGACUGUAAUCUUUAUGGGGUAAUUUCUCUAUAUCCCUUAUGGCCUGCGUAGUGGAUAUUACUGACAUGCGCAGGCUACCCAGGUUAUUUUCCUCACGUUAAUACUGACGAAAUACAGUGUUCUUGACUGAAGCCCAGCCUGAGCUUUGUUUUUAAAUCAUAUUCCCUAGUUUUCUCUGUCUAAGCCUCAACGUAUCGUGUAUAAAACGAUGUGAGCGCAACACCCAUUUAAUGUCCUCUUAAUCUCUGGUCAGCGUCAAACUUUUGAUUUUACUUAAGAUCGACAACGCGUAACAGACAAUACAGUUAACGACGAAACAUCUCCCUUAAACAUGCCCUGCAUGCGAAUGAUGAAUCCUUCAUAUUUGACCUCUAAUUACAUGUUUUGUUUCAUUCUAUCAGAAGAGGAGGAAUCUUACCCAGUAGACGUUCAACCUAUUCACCCUAAAAUAGGCCAGAAAUCUAAAGUGGUCAAGUGCUUCACUUUCGUACCAAAGCCUUGUCUGCCAAAGCAGAAACAUGAUCCUGGGCGACGUCACACUAUAUCUGGUUUCGAGAUACAUGAUAAGAGCUAUGGACUGAAUUUACGCGAUGACCUGCUUCGAAAUUUAGCUCAAAAGGAAGUGAAAGAAAAGUCAUUACAUAAGUUUGAAGAAGAGAAGAAGGCAUUGCCUGCAGAGUCUUAUAACAGGCAUAAAAACCGGAGAAGGAGUACACUUGUUACGGACGUGCUGCAAACGGUGACACCACCCAAGGAAAAGAAAAACGAACCCUACCAAAGGAAGGCGUCCUUAGUAUCUGACGUCAUCAAAUUUGAUCCUAAAACCGCUGCAGAGAGACGAGGAUCAAUGGCAGGCUCCAAAGCAAAUCCUCACAAUCAACCAGAAACGAUAAUGGAGGAGAGUACUAACUCUCCUGAGACGUCGGAGAAUGCACCUGAGCCCGCGACAAACCAAUGUGCAAAAAGCCCAAGAAAGCGCAUGCCUGGCGGUCGUGAGUCCCGUUUUAAAGAAGUUGACAAGCUUAAGUAUACUUCCGCAGCGAGAGCAGCUAAGUUGGCUUUUAAAGAGGCACACAUUUCAAUGCAAGCUAAUCGAAGGCUGUCUUUGCAAGGUCCCGAUCAUUAUUUGACUAUGCAAACCGUAGUGAAGCUACAAGGGAUUGAAAAGGAACCAAGUACAAAUACAAAGUUUAUAAACUGGAAAAAGAAAUUUAAAGUAGGCUUGGAAACAAAUACCUAA